AUGCUGGAGAUCGGGCUCAAGUACGGCGACUCGCUGAAGCUGUGGAAGCGGGCGUUUCCUAGAGGCAGAAUCUACGGCAUCGACAACGGAGUAAUUUCCAAGGCAUUGGCGCAGACCCGCAGCCGCAGAAGCACCAUGCAGAGGCGCGGGACUCGCGGGUGUGUCUCUUCCCUGCCUCCUCGCCCUGUUCAUCACACACCCAUGCCCCAUCCACUUUGUCUCUCAUGGAUGCAGAAGCACCAGGCGGAGGCGAGGGACCCGCAGAAGCACCAGGCGGAGGCGAGGGACCCGCGGGUGCGGCUGAUGGUGGGCAACCAGGCGAAUGGGACGUUCCUGGAGCAAGUGGUGGCUGAGAUAAAGAGUGCGGUGGGUCUGCUUGACUUCAUAGUGGACGAUGGUGGUCACACCAUGGAUCAGCAACAGACAUCCCUCAAACACCUCCUUCCUCUUGUCAAGGUACCUUAG
This is a messenger RNA of Closterium sp. NIES-65, 465 nucleotides long. The record is from the annotation of a GenBank genome assembly. Lineage: Eukaryota; Viridiplantae; Streptophyta; Zygnematophyceae; Desmidiales; Closteriaceae.